ACACCACCUUCUCCUCAAAACAUAAUUUGCAGCUAUAGCACUACUAUUCAUUGUGAAAACGAAGAACAUAAGUUAAUACAUAGAUAGAUCUUUAAUCACCCUAUAAAAAGGUUACUUCUCAACAACGUUUUCCACACCACCAUCUUCUCUUCAAAACAAAACUUGCAGCUAUAGCACAAUAUUAAUAUAUAGUGAAAAUGAAGAGCAUAAGUAGUAUAUGGCAGGGAGUGAAACCAGAAGUGUUGAUGGUGUUUGUACAACUUGCAACGGCGGCGAUGAAUAUAAUAUGCAAACUUGCAAUAAAUGAUGGAAUGAGCAUGAGAGUUGCCACGGUUUAUCGCCUCAUCUGUGCAGCGGCUUUCAAUAUCCCAAUUGCUCUUUUCUUUGAUAGGAAGAAUAGAGCAAAGAUAACAUGGAGUGUGCUUUCUAAGGCAUUUCUAUGUGGAUUGUUUGGGGGAAGUUUGUAUUUAAACCUUUACCUUGAGGCUCUCGCUUUGACGUCAGCAACAUUUAUGUUGGUUAUCUUCAACUUAAUUCCGGCCAUUACCUUCAUCAUGGCCGUAUGUUUCGGAAUGGAUAAAUUCAAUUUGAGAUUAGCGGAAGGAAAGGCGAAGGUGAUAGGAACAAUAAUGGGAAUGAGUGGUGCAAUGUUGAUGAUUUUUUUCAAAGGUGCGGAAAUUCAUAUUUGGUCUUCCAAUAUCAACCUUUUGAAUCCCCAUCAAAACCCAAAUGAACUAAUGGCAUCUCACCAUGUUGAAAUUCGAAAAAAAAUAUUGGGUGUUUCAAUUGCACUGGCAAGCAGCUGCUCUUUCUCUAUGUGGCUUAUCAUUCAGGCUAAGUUACACAAGGAAUUCCCGUAUCAUCACUCAAGUGCAGCUUUAAUGGUUUCAAUGGGAGCCAUUCAAGCAAUUGUUAUUUCUCUUUGUUUUGAAAGAGAUUGGAACCAAUGGAAGCUAGGAAACAAACUCAGGAUUCUUACUGUUAUUUAUCCGGGAAUUGUAGUCUCUGGAUUAGCAGUUAUCAUUGUUGCCUGGUGCAUAAGGGCGAGGGGACCUCUAUUUGCGUCUAGUUUCAAUCCUUUACAACUCCUACUUGUCGUUAUAGCUGCUUACUUGAUGUUGGAUGAGAAACUAUAUUUGGGAAGCAUGCUUGGAGCAAUUGUGAUUGUGUGCGGUCUUUAUACGGUACUAUGGGGUCAAGGAAGAGAAAUGAAAAAUAAAAUGAAAAUGCUAGAAACCGCAAGAAUGCCCGAAAAUGAUGAGGCUGUUGUUGUUUCCAUGCCUCUUCCGUCUGAAAGAGUCAUCCAAACCUACGAGAGUUCAGCCAUUACUAAAGAGAAUGUUGUUAAUGAUCAAUGAUUUUGAAGUUAGGAAAAGAUGAAAAGCCCCUUACAGAGAUGGUAUUGGUUGUAGUACUUAGAAAAAUGUUAAUAAUAAAAUAGGAUGUAAUUUGUUGCAGUUUACAUUAUCACAUCAUUCAAGUUAUUCAA
Molecule: messenger RNA, 1489 nt
Organism: Lathyrus oleraceus (garden pea)
Lineage: Eukaryota; Viridiplantae; Streptophyta; Magnoliopsida; Fabales; Fabaceae
Product: WAT1-related protein At1g68170
Exons: 7
Coding region: 198-1358 (386 amino acids)
Cellular component (GO): membrane
Molecular function (GO): transmembrane transporter activity
Source: RefSeq, a predicted model, not a curated record